UGAACGCAUCGUACAAAGCGUGUGGUGGCGCUGACAAGCUGGCCUGCGUCUACGACUACCUUGUGACCGGAAACAAACAGGUGGCCGAGGCCAGUAAACAAGUCCAGUCAACAGCUUCGGAAACCAACACGGCCAACAAAAACACGGUUCCUGAGCUGAACAGCACGGGUACCGUUAACGCCACGUCCACCGUCCUCGUCACCUUCCAGCUGAUUGGGGAAGACAAAGACAGUGACGCCAUCACGUACCACUUAGCAGAAGGCUCCAGAGGCAACGUGAGCAUCAACAGUACGUCGGGGACGGUGACGUACACCCCAAACAUCGACCAUCCGGCCAGUCUCAGUUUUUACGUUGUGGACAGCAAGAACGCUGCAUCACCUGUCGUGGUGGUCCCGGUGGCCUACUGUACCGGGUGUUCAGAUAACGGUGUCUGUGACUACAACAAUCUCAGAAACGGCAGCAUCCAGACUUUCCAGAUCGCCAGCUGUGUGUGUCACGUGGCCUGGACUGGGGGAGGAGUGUGAUCAGAACCGUGAUGCUUGUCUUGAGAACCCGUGUGUUUUCGGUCAGAACUGCACGGAUCUCACGCCAGAACAACAAGGUGACAGCCGAUAGGCUACAACUGCAGCCACUGCCCCCGGGGAUAUGAGGUGAACACUACAACAAACAAGUGCCAAGAUAUUGACGAGUGCUUCAUGACCAACAUGUGUGGUCAGAUCUGUAACAAUAUAGAAGGCAGCUACCUGUGUUCCUGCCACCCGGGGUACAGGCUUGGUGUGGACAGAGUGUCUUGCCUGGACAUCAACGAAUGCGCGGAGAAGACAGACGGGUGCACGCAAAUCUGCACCAACUACCCCGGAGGUUUCAACUGCAGCUGUUAUCCAGGAUACGGCUACCAGGAGCUGAACAAAACUUGUGUUCAAGACACUCACACAGCUGCAACAUGCUCCAGCUUUAACUGCACCCAAGGAUGUCAAAUGGUGAACGAAAAUCCGGAGUGUUUUUGCUCGCAGGGCUACGUCCUGUCUGGCGACAACAAAACGUGCGAUGACAUGGAUGAGUGUACACAGGGUGUGUGUUCUCAGGAGUGCAAUAAUACUGUUGGCAGUUUCACCUGCACGUGUUAUGUUGGCUACCAACUGGACUCGGACAAAACCACCUGUAAUGAGUGUCCUGACAUGUACUAUGGACUGGGCUGCAGCCACGUGUGCGACUGUAACGGCCGACAAACGGGAUGUGACAAUGUCAAAGGCUGCAUUUGCGACAUCGGGUGGACGGGGUCCUUCUGCGAAGAGGACAGGAACGAGUGUGUGGAAAAUGCCAACAUCUGCAACAAUUCUAGAGAGGUCUGCGUCAACACUAACGGCUCUUACAGGUGUGACUGCCAGUCCGGCUACACCAGAGGGUCAGACCAGUUGUGUAUAGACAUUAACGAGUGUGAUCCAUUGUUGGGAUUAAGUACCUGUAACACCUUAGAAGACUGUUCAACACAAACGGCUCUUACUACUGUACUUGCAAGAGUGGAUACCAGAAGGAAAAUGAGAAUUCGAACUGCACAGAUAUCGACGAGUGCGGUAGCUCGGAUUUGUGUGAUCAGGAAUGUGUGAACACACCUGGUGGCUACAACUGUAGAUGUCACUACGGCUACAGACUGGCCGUGGACCGUGUGAACUGUGUACAAGUGGAAAACCUGUGUAAGGAUGAGGAGGGCCUCAUCUGUGAGCACGGCUGCACGAUGACGGACACUAACCGGGCCAUGUGCUUCUGUCGGAGCGGCUACCGACUCGCACCUGACGGUCAGAGGUGUCCAG
This is a messenger RNA of Pomacea canaliculata, 1811 nucleotides long. RefSeq names its product multiple epidermal growth factor-like domains protein 6. Bases 696 to 1607 code for a protein of 303 amino acids. NCBI's taxonomy places the organism in Eukaryota, Metazoa, Mollusca, Gastropoda, Architaenioglossa, Ampullariidae. The transcript is spliced from 6 exons. Gene Ontology annotation, molecular function: calcium ion binding. The record is from RefSeq and is a predicted model, not a curated record.